AUGUCCACCCUCGAACCGACGCAGUGUCAUAUCGAUCUUAUUCCUGUGGAAAUUCUCACAGAGAUAUUCCUACACGUCUGCGACGCGCAUACUCCUUCUCACCAGCCAAAGUCUUUGCAAGAGCCCAUCCCUCUAUACAUCAGACCGAUCGACUUGUCCCAUGUCAGCCGUUGUUGGCGCGAUGUCGCACUCGCCUGUGCCCGUCUUUGGACGUGCAUCGUCAUCGCAGACAGGCACGAACAUGAUUUAGAGCGUUUUGAUGUUUUUGUAGAGCGCUCAAAGCAGUCGCCACUGCACAUGUUCAUUUCUUGGACUCCCACAGAAGAUGAUCGACUAGAUCUUGACGCCGUCGACUGGAUGCGUUUCUCCCAGAUCCGCGAUGUUUUUGUGCAUGAGACUCUGGAGAAACUCAUCUCGUCUAGCCAUCGAUGGGCGUCAUUCUUCCUCUAUGUUGAAACUGCAGGGGUGAUGUCCUGCGUUCUGAAGAGACUUUCUAUAGUCGAGGCUCCUCUGCUGAGAGAUGUAACUGUCUGCCAAACGUUCUACAGAGGUGUAGAUGCCUGGUCGAAUGAAGAGGCCAUGUUAGCCAACGAUGAGAGAUGGGUGGAAUGUUUUCCCUUUCCUGCAUGCGACCUGCGGACCUCGUAUCUCGACCAGACGGUGCCGAAUUCCCUCGAUCGUACACCUUACUACCCGAAUCUCCAGUCCUUGACGCUUGACCAUGUCAUCGGGCCGUCCAUCCCUAACUUCAUGCGUUUUCUGGCCACCUUCCCCCUUCUCGAAGCCCUCACCCUACAGAGCUUUCAAUCUGAGACCAUAUAUGGCGGUUUCACCCCCCCUCCUAAUGGCCCUCUCGUCGAGUUGCCUCUGUUGCGCUACUUUUGCAUCAGCGCCCUCCACCCACAAGAUGGUGAAGCCUUGUUUUCCCACCUACGCAUUCCGAACGUCAAAAUCAUGGAUCUUGACUGCGCAAAAAGAGAUAAUCUCCAAUGGGAUACCGCCAUCUCCCUGCUUUCCGCUGUCUAUCCCGAUUCGUCGACGUCGGCACUUGAUUCAGUCCAAGUACUCCGAAUAGGUCAAUUGGAGUGCGACUCUUCACUUCUCCCGUCCUUCUUCCAACGCUUGGCCAACCUUCGAGUUCUUGUUAUCGAUUGCUCCAGCACAGGAUGGGACAAGUUUCUGGUCCAUGUGCAGACUACGCCACACCUUCCUCUUCUCACGACGCUCGUAUGUCCUGGGAUUUCCUAUGAACAGCUAUAUUACCUCGUCGUUGAGAGAACGAUGUCUUCCUUCCCCAUUCAACACGUGUUCGUCACGAUGGAUACAAGGAUUUCGAGACACGCCGUUGUUUCAAACCUAAGGACUGUGGAGGUUUUGGAGGAGCUCCCGUCUUCAGAGGAUGGCCAAAUCGAUGCUUCGCUAGGCGACUUGGUGACGGCGUAUCUUAGAGUCGGGGAAUAACGCGGUCCUCU
Molecule: messenger RNA, 1472 nt
Organism: Stereum hirsutum FP-91666 SS1
Lineage: Eukaryota; Fungi; Basidiomycota; Agaricomycetes; Russulales; Stereaceae
Exons: 1
Coding region: 1-1461 (486 amino acids)
Source: RefSeq, a predicted model, not a curated record